Spathaspora passalidarum NRRL Y-27907 is the source of this 1047-nucleotide messenger RNA. RefSeq lists its product as uncharacterized. The coding region runs from base 1 to 1047 and encodes 348 amino acids. The transcript has a single exon. Gene Ontology annotation, cellular component: trans-Golgi network; Golgi cisterna; cytosol. Gene Ontology annotation, biological process: retrograde vesicle-mediated transport, Golgi to endoplasmic reticulum; Golgi organization; Golgi vesicle budding. Lineage: Eukaryota; Fungi; Ascomycota; Pichiomycetes; Serinales; Debaryomycetaceae. The record is from RefSeq and is a predicted model, not a curated record. Gene Ontology annotation, molecular function: phosphatidylinositol-4-phosphate binding.
AUGUCAUCAUCAGGUUUGCAGAGACGUCGUGGAGCUGGUAAGUCAUCCACUCCAAAACCAAGAACAUCAGACUCGUUUGAUGAAGAUAGAACUGCUAAUUCCGGUGUGGGCCCUGCCUCCUCGGAAAAUCACCACAAAAUUGGCUACGAUUCCCGUGAUAUAGAAGAUCGCGAUACCAAUUUAAAAAUACCUCUUUUGACCUUGAUGGAAGAAGUAUUGUUGAUUGGCUUAAAGGAUAAGGAAGGAUACUUGUCGUUUUGGAAUGACAAUAUCUCAUACACUUUAAGGGGUUGUAUUUUAUUGGAAUUGGCUUUCCGUAAUAAGAUUACUUUGGUUAACGAUCCAGCUAGACGUAGGUUUGAAUUGAGCGACCGUUUGGUUGAAGUCAUUGACAGUGAGCCCACCGGUGAAGUUUUGCUUGACGAAGCCUUGAAAAUAAUGAAGGGAGACGAAUCCAAUUUGUCGGUUACUAACUGGAUUGAUUUGUUAAGUGGUGAAACUUGGAACUUAAUGAAGAUCAACUAUCAAUUGAAACAAGUUAGAGAGAGAUUAGCCAAGGGCCUUGUAGACAAGGGGAUUCUCAGAACUGAACGUAAAAACUUCUUUUUGUUUGACAUGGCCACCCAUCCAGUUGCUGAUAAGUUAUCCAAGGAAUUUAUCAAAAAUAGAAUUUUGAACUUGUUGGUACAAAGAUCCGUUGAUUUAGAUGCUGUUGCCAACGACCAAUUCCCUAAGGAUACUUCAUACAGAUACUUGAGAUCAAUUUCCUUGGUAUGUGGGGCAUAUGCUGCUAAUGUGUUGGAAAAUGUGUUAUUGUCUUUGAAUUACGAUAAGAGAGACCAAGCAUUUGCCAGGGCUGAUGAGUUACUUAAUGACUUCAGCGAAUAUCCAUUCAACCUAAGACAAAACCAAAGCCCAUUAGGAGUAGGUUUGAACUUGGGACAAGAAGUCAAUGACGAGAUUGAAAAGUCAUCAGCUUCUGAGUUACAAUUGGAAUUGAUCGCAGCUGUUUUGAGUGUAUUUGCAAGAAUGGAUUCAAUUCUUUAG